CUGCGAGGGUAAAGGCUGAGCGACGGAAAACAUGCGCGAUGACUAUGAUGAGACUUUGCCAGGAAAAUAUUCUUAUCAUAGUAAGGAACCAAUGGAACAUAUUACACUCGUGCCUCCGCUGGCUUUCCAAGGCAUCUCCAUGGACAACAGCGCAGCGUACUACAAGGAUGCGCUCCGACUUGGACUGCCCUUCCACCUUGAUGCUGCAUAUCUUGACCAUGUCCACGGCCAGAGGUUACCCUGCAGACGACUGUCCUACUUCCCCUUCCGCGCUCCCCUCGGAAUGUGUGAUUAUUCCUUCGAGCCAGCGUUUAUCCAGAAACGGAACGAAAGGGAGCGGCACAGGGUGCGCUGCGUAAACGAGGGUUACGCGCGUCUAAGGGAGCGUCUGCCGCAGGAGUUUGAGGACAAGCGGCUCAGCAAAGUUGAGACGCUGCGAGCGGCUAUUGACUAUAUCAAACAUCUGCAGAGUCUGUUGGACUUAAACGUCUCUGGAAUGGAGAUGUCGCUGGGAGACGCGCGCAAUCGCGAGGACCUACGACGGAGGACAGAGUGCGGCAGUGAUGGAGAAUCCAAAACCAGCCUGAGUGACAGUGGAGAGAUCGGUUACUAGCUUCUGUUCUCUCAGAUCUGCCGUGUGCGGUUAACUGGAACGGAAUCGUAAAAAAAUCUUCCAAAAGACAUUGAAAAACAGCUUGUGUUUUUACAGAUACGAUAAAAAAAUAUUUACUGUAAAAUAGAAAAUAUGCAAAAAAAAAAAAAAAAAAAAAUACUGAUUAUUUAGAAUUAAUUUCUCAUGUGUUUUUUGUAGCCUAAGUUAGGACAAACCACACGUUCCAGGCUUUUACAUAGAAAAUUAGUGCCAAGGCAAACUUGACUUUUGGAAACAGUAUGUGUUAGAAUAAUCUCAUUUAAUCCAGCAAAUGUCAAAAUGUAA
Messenger RNA from Melanotaenia boesemani (Boeseman's rainbowfish), 937 nucleotides. RefSeq names its product achaete-scute homolog 4. The transcript is spliced from 3 exons. NCBI's taxonomy places the organism in Eukaryota, Metazoa, Chordata, Actinopteri, Atheriniformes, Melanotaeniidae. Gene Ontology annotation, biological process: regulation of transcription by RNA polymerase II; developmental process. The record is from RefSeq and is a predicted model, not a curated record. Bases 32 to 613 code for a protein of 193 amino acids. Gene Ontology annotation, molecular function: DNA-binding transcription factor activity, RNA polymerase II-specific; protein dimerization activity; RNA polymerase II transcription regulatory region sequence-specific DNA binding.